UGAUUGACAGCUCCUGGGCUAAUAUAAAAAAAGGGAUGCUUCUUCCAUCGCUACUGGUGCACACUGCUCAGCCUUGACUGGAUCACCUGAACCAUGCACUGCCUCAGACUCAGCUCAGCACUGUUGCUGAUAGCAACAUGUUCCCUCAUCACAGCAGAGCGCGCAACCACCUGUGACAGCAGUGGGAACGUCCAUCUCCUAAACUGUGUGUCAGGCGUGAUCAGCGUGGAUGAGGGCUUGUACGGCCGCGCAGACCAAGAAAUCUGCAAAGAAGGCCGACCACCGGUGCAGCUCGCUAACACCGCGUGCUCUCAGACUGGCGCUGACGACGUCCUCAAGACAAGAUGUAAUGGCAAGAAAAGGUGUGAAAUCAACACGGAUGUUUUCCGUGCCAUUUCCGAUCCCUGCCAAAACAUCUUUAAAUAUGUGGAGUCCAACUUCACCUGCUUCCCAGCGAUCAGUAUCUUGGCAUGUGAGGACUCUUUGGCUCAUUUGUUUUGUGAUGUAGGACAAGUGAUAUUUGUCUACGGGGCCGACUAUGGACGCCGUGACCGGACCACGUGCUCCUACGAAAGACCUACCAAUCAGCUUCAAAACAUGGAAUGCAUAAGCCCGACUCCACUGGUGGCGAGCAGUUGCAACGGGCAAAACAGCUGCACCAUCAGAGCGAGCAACGGGGUGUUUGGAGACCCCUGUGUGGGCACCUACAAGUACCUGGAGGUUGCUUACACCUGUGAAUUUCCUGUGUUCGGACCCACAAAUGCCAAGUAAACAUGGAGAUUGCUUCCAUAGUUUGUUAUUGAUUUCAGUGCCCAACUAUAAAUGUUUUAUGUUGUUUCA
Molecule: messenger RNA, 840 nt
Organism: Nerophis lumbriciformis (worm pipefish)
Lineage: Eukaryota; Metazoa; Chordata; Actinopteri; Syngnathiformes; Syngnathidae
Product: L-rhamnose-binding lectin SML-like
Molecular function (GO): carbohydrate binding
Source: RefSeq, a predicted model, not a curated record